UGUCUCCCUGUACGUCCUCAGGUUUCGGCAUUUCUCGGCUGUCCCUCUCGGUGUGUCGGUGUCUGGCUGCUCCGUUAGUCCGCUCCGUGUUGAUGCUGGUCGGUCCGUGCAGAGCUCCGGUGCCGUUCAUGGAAGAACCGUGAAGUUUUACCGGAGAACGACCGGAGGAGGAGGACUUUUCCCGCGGCGUUGUGUCACAGCCUGAUGCGUUGUGAUGCGUUGUGAUGGAGGAGCACAGCCGCUACGUGGCUCAGCUGAAGGCCGAGUUCGACAGCUGCGACACGACGGAGACGGGAUUCCUGGACAGAGACGAGCUGACGGAGCUCUGCAGCAGACUGCAGCUGGACACACAUCUGGACCUGCUGCUGGACACACUGCUGGGACGACACAGCAGGGUGAACUUCGAGGAGUUUAAGGACGUCUUCGUCUCCGUUUUGUCUCGUUCUCUGGACUUCAGCACCUCAGAGGACGACAGCAGCUACCUGGAGCCAGUGGUUCCAGAGGAGGUGAAGCCAAAGUUCGUGAAGGGAACGAAGCGUUACGGACGACGCUCCCGUCCGGACAGCACACCUGGCGCCGCCCUCACCUGCGACUCGGAGGACUCGCCGCCGUCCAGAACUGAGGCGUCGGACUCGUCGCCGGUCGGCGUCCGCAGAGCCAAACUGAGACGGGCGACGUCUCUGGAGAGCGUCGAGAGCCUGAAGUCUGACGAGGAGGCAGGAAGUCAGAAGAACAUCCAGACGCACUUCCAGUCUGAAGCUCAUCAGCAGGAAGAGGAGGAGCUCGGGGUCGGUGGAGGGCCACAUGUGCUGACAGCAGUAUGUCACCACCUGGGUCUGCAGCGCCUCCACACUGAGGAAGUGGACGUGCUGCUCAGGAAGCUGGACGCCGACCUGGAUGGCAGAGUCAGCAUCACAGAGUUCAAGAAGGUGCUGUGUGGCUCCGCCCCCAUGACAUGCUCCACCCCCGUUCGAUCAGCUGACCUGCAGAGGGCGCCACAUGGGUCUCAGACGGUUCUGGAGGAACCAGGUCUCUCGGCCCGCUCCACCUCUUCCCUGCUCAGCGCCACCGUGGGUCAGAAGGUCCUCAGCCGGCUGGACGACGGUUCUGGAUCCACCAGCCCUAACCAAGUCAUUGCUCUCUGGACUGAGGAGGGCAUCAGGAACAGCCGGGACAUCCUGCAGACGCUGGACUUCCCUCUGGAGGAGCGUCUCAGUCUCACAGAUCUGACUCUGGCUCUGGAUAAUGAGCUGCUGGUCAGCGGCAACAGCAUCCACCAGGUGGCGCUCAUCUCCUACAAGAACGAGAUCCAGCACCUGCAGGAGGCAGCAGAUCAGGCCUGCAGGGAGCGGGACAAGGUGAAGGCCGACCUGGAGAUGGCCGACCAGAGGAACCUGCAGCUGGUCCGGGAGGUGGAUGACCGACACGCCAGCAUGGAGACGCUCAACCAGACCAGGAUCAGAGACCUGGAGCAAGACUUCCGUGAUAGGCUGACGGUGCUGCGCAGCCAAUCAGAGCAGGAGAGCGAGGCGCUGCUGCAGCAGGCAGACCGAGAACGCAGCGCGAUGCAGGAAGAGCUGCAGCUGCUGCGAGCUCAGGAGGCGGAGCUUCAAGAGGAGCUGAACGGCGGCAGACAGGAGAACCUCCGUCUGGACCAAGAACUGAACUCUGUGAAGCUGCAGCUGAACAAAGCUCAGAGCUCAGUCAGCAAACUGCAGAGAGACCUUGACCAGCUGCUGCACGACAAGUUUGGCAGCUUGGACCCGAGUGGCGCUGGUCCAAGUCACGAGGAGCGGUUCUCCGAGAUCGUCAGAGAGUACGAGCUGCAGUGCAGGGAGCUGCAGGACAGGAAUGAUGAGCUGAGCUCAGAGGUGGAGCUGCUGAACAGCCAGAGGAGGAACCGAAGAUCUGCAGGAGACGACGGCAACACAACCCUGAGCUGGAGACAGCAACACUCUGAGUCUGACGACUCGAACAUGAAGCGAAGCUCGAGUCCUUCGACCAGGAAGAAGCUGCAGCCGGCCGAUAAGACAGCUCUCUGCUCAUUGGACGAUGUCUCGGGUUCAGCUGUCAGCAUCCAGACUGAACUGGCUCUGGAGCAGCUGAAGCAGAAACACGAGCAGGAGAUGCAGCAGCUCAACAUCCAGCUGGAGACGCAGGUGAACUACUACAAGCGCAGCCUGGACCUGAUGAGGCAGAGUAUGGAGGUGGAGCGUAAAGACAUUUCUCAGGCCUUCAAGCUGGAGAUCAGUGAGCUGGAAGAGCAGAAGUCUGAGACCGAGCAGCAGGUGAAGCAGCUGAAGGAGGCUCUGGACAACCUGCAGACUCAGAUCCAGCAUGGAGGAGGAGGAUGGAGCAGCGAGCAGCAGCGGAGGAUGCAGUGGGAGCGGGCCGAGCUGGAGCAGAAUUUUGCCAGAGAGAUCGGGAACCUGGUCCAGAGGCUGAGUGCCGAGAAGGAGCAGCUGGAGGCCGAGCUGAAGCUGAAGAUGGACCAGGAGCUGCUGCUGGUCCGGGACGAGUCGCAGCAGCAGCUCGCUCAGAUGAAGCUGCAGCACACCGAGUCACAGCACCGCCUGCUGCACCAGCUGCACCGCCAGAGAGGAUUCUGGGAGCAGCAGGUCAUCCAAUCAGAGGAGCAGCACCAGGAGAAGGUCCGACAUCUGGAGGAGCAGCACCAGGAGGAGGUCCAACAUCUGGAGAAGCAGCAUCAGGAGGAGGUCCAACAUCUGGAGGAGCAGCAUCAGGAGGAGGUCCAACAUCUGGAGGAGCAGCAUCAGGAGGAGGUCCAACAUCUGGAGGAGCAGCACCAGGAGAAGGUCCAACAUCUGGAGAAGCAGCACCAGGAGGAGGUCCAACAUCUGGAGAAGCAGCAUCAGGAGGAGGUCCAACAUCUGGAGAAGCAGCAUCAGGAGGAGGUCCAACAUCUGGAGGAGCAGCACCAGGAGGAGGUCCAACAUCUGGAGGAGCAGCAUCAGGAGGAGGUCCAACAUCUGGAGGAGCAGCAUCAGGAGGAGGUCCAACAUCUGGAGAAGCAGCACCAGGAGAAGGUCCAACAUCUGGAGAAGCAGCACCAGGAGGAGGUCCAACAUCUGGAAGAGCAGCGGUCCAGGGCAGAGGAGGCGGGCCGGUCGGAGCUGGAGGCGUGUUGGGGGCGGAGCAGCGAGCUGGAGGCCCGGCUGGAGGAGGUCUGCACUCAGCUGCAGGAGAGCAUCGGCUUCCUGGAGUCCCACGAGGUUCUGAACCGACGUCUGGCUGCAGAGAAGAGUUCUGUAGAGGAGCGGCUCACAGAACUUCAGGUCGAAUCCGAAACCUGCAGGAGCCUCAGGGAGCAGGAGCUGGAGAACCUGCAGGAGGUGCUGAGGACCAGAACCCAGUCCGUUUCCAGGCUGUCUGCCGAGCUGGACUCCCUGAGAACGGACCGGGCCAGGCUUAUCCAGGACCUGAAGGACCAGGCCAUGGCUGUGGACGACCUGCAGCUGCAGCUGGACGGGAGGAGGAGCAGCGAGGAGGCUCUGCAGGAGGCUCUGAGGCUGGAACGGACCAGAAUCUCACAGCUCCAGUCCGGUCUGGACGAGGAGAAGGAGGAGGUCUGCCGGCUGAGCCAGGAGAACCGGAGCUACAUCCGACUGGCCGACCAGCUCUCCACCCAGAUCGUGGAGAUGGAGGAGGAGAUCUCCACGCUCCGAGACCACCUGAGGGAGCUCAGCCAGCAGCUCAACGACACCGCAGACCUGGUUCUGGACCUCCGGACCCAGCUCAACUCAAGAACAAGCGAGGCAACAGAGCAGCAGAAAAGGACUGGAGAGAGUCGCAGCGAAGUCCAGCAGCUGAAUGCUCAGCUGGAGGCAGAACUGGACCGGGUCAAGAAGGAGGUUCUCCAGCUGCAGCGGGCCCAGCAGGACUCCCAGAAGCAGCAGGAGGCCCGGCAGGACUCCCAGAAGCAGCAGGAGGCCCGGCAGGACUCCCAGAAGCAGCAGGAGGACUUCGAGGAGGAGAAGCGGCGGCUGACGCAGCAACUGAUGGAGCUGGAGCAGCUGGUUCUGGCUCUGGAGGAGGCUUCGGACCCGUCUGGUCCACUCAGAACUCAGCUGGAGGAGGUCCGAUCAGAGAACGGAGCUCAGCAGGAGAGGCUGAAGGUCCUGCAGCAGGAGGUCCAGACCCUGGAGGACGACGUCAGCAAGAAGAGGAGGAGGCUGGAGGAGAUGGAGAAGGAGCACGACAGGAGCAGAGAAGAAGAGGAGAGGCUACACAAGGAGAACUCCAGGUACCGUCAGGAGGUUCUGGAUCUGAGCAGCAGGAACCUACAGCUGAGCAAUGACAACGCUGAGCUGAGCGCCCGUCUCCGUGGAGACCAGGAGUCGGUCCGGAUGCUGCGGGAGCGCCUGGCGACGGUCUCCAAGCAGCAGGAGGAGGAGGAGGCCACAGUGCGGCGGCUGCAGGACGCAGCGUUGCAGCAGGAGAGAGAGACGCUGCAGCAGCAGAACAUCUGGACGCAGGAGAAGCAGCUGCUGCAGAAAGAACUGAGCUGCUGCAAAGAGAAGCUCAGCCGGCAGGCGGACGUGGAGGCGGAGCUUAGCUCAGCGAAUCUGAAGCUUCAGUGGUUGGAGGAAGAUAAAGACAAACUGCUGAGAGACGCUGAGGACAGAAACACCAAGGUGGAGAAGCUGCAGCAGCGUCUCCUCUCUCUGGAAUCGGAGGCGGAGCUUCUUCGCUCUCAGCUGCUGUCCGUCAGUCAGGACGGACGAGGCCACGCCCACGAGGCCGGCGAGCUGCACAGGAAGCUGCAGGAGGCCCAGAGCAAGGUGGAGGAGCUGGAGGGUGGAGUUAGGAGGCUGCUGAGGGAGAAGGAGGAGCUUCAUCAGGAUGUGGAGCAGCUGAGAGUCCAGAACCAGGAGCUCCAGAACCAGAUGUCGGAGCUGCAGGUCCAGGAUCUGCAGGUCCAGAAACUGAACCAGGAGCAGCAGAACCUGAGGAGCAGACUGAGUGAGGCCGAGGAGCAGGCGGUCCGGGCCGACGCCUCCCUCAGCCUGAUGCAGGCGCAGCACAUGCGACAGCUGCAGCAGCUGCAGGAGCGGACGGACGGCGGUCGCAUGGAGCGGCUGGAGGAGCUGCAGGAGAAGCUGGAGGAGGAGCAGAGGAGGAGCCAGCAGCUGGAGGAGGCGCUGAAGAUGCAGCUCCAACAGAGCAGCUCCCAGAUCAGCAUGAAGCAGGACCAGCAUGAGAAGGUGACGGUGGCGCUGCAGCAGAAGGUCCAGGACCUGGAGGUCAAACUGAAAGGAGUCCGUCUGGUUCUGCAGGAGAAAGUCCAGCAGCUCAAAGACCAGAUGGUGAAGAGCAGCAAGGCCAGCAUGCUGCUGAAGGACGUGUACGUGGAGAACUCUCAGCUGAUGAAGGCGCUGCAGGUCACUGAGCAGCGGCAGAAACAGGCGGAGAAGAAGAACUUGCUCCUGGAGGAGAAGGUUGGAGCUCUGAACAAGCUGAUGAGGGAGAUAGUCUCUGCCUCCCUGGCCACGUAGCCCCGCCUCCAUCACACCUAGCCCCGCCCCAUCACCAUGUAGCCCCGCCUCCUGAUCGAUGGAUCGGCAGCAGUUUGAACCUGACAUGAAGCAGCUUCAGCUCAGAGACAAACUGGACUCAGGUCUGAGAAACGUUGGAUUGAUGUGAAUCAUCUCAGAUCAGAUAUUCAGGAGCUGCUCGUUACAUCAGAGCUUUUAAGGACAAACCUGUAAAUGACGUGUGAAUGAGCUAAAGUAAAGCUUCAGAAACUGAUGUCAUCUGAAAUAUUUUCACCCCAAAACGAAACGUUCAGUUUGUUUAAGAAGUUCUCACAAUAUUAGAACCUUCAAAUGUGUAAAAUGACAAAAACAAGACAUGAAACGACAAAAAUUAGAUGUUAAAAUGGCAUGAAAACGAGACAAAAGAACAGAAACAAAACGCAAAAUGAGACACUAAACGAUAAAAAUGAGGCACUAAACUUGUAGAUAAAUCCCAAACUUUGCUCCUACAAACUGCAUUUCUGUUCUCAUAAUUUUAUUGAGAUUCUCUUAAAAACCUCAGAUCAGAUUUUCAUGAAUGAGAAAUCAGAGCCGCUCAUUAGAUGAAAGUUUCUAUUGUUAAAAUAAGAACUUCCAGCUCCGUUUACACUCAGUUUUCUUCAAGGCACUGUGAGUCCACCUGUUCAGACUCCAGGUGAAGGUUCAGCAGUUUGUGGGCGUGGCCUCUGACCUGUCACACCUGUUCAGCAGGUGUGUUGGCCUCCUGGCUGAAGCUGCUUGAGAAUAUUUCAGUACAUUGGACCUUCACAUCCCGCCCUUUGCUUUUCUAUGUUUUCACUGUUGAGAUGAGACAAACUGUACUAUCAGUAAUAAUAAUGAUCAUUUUAUUUUCCUCAUCAGUGUUUUAUCUUCUCCUGCUUCUUUAUUUUACCUAUCCAGGUGCAACAGACCAAAGUGUGACAUGCAGGAUGUAAAACCACAUUAAAUUAUGUUUUUAUCACUCUA
Messenger RNA from Acanthochromis polyacanthus (spiny chromis), 6500 nucleotides. RefSeq names its product ninein-like (gene ninl). Gene Ontology annotation, biological process: microtubule anchoring at centrosome. Gene Ontology annotation, molecular function: calcium ion binding. NCBI's taxonomy places the organism in Eukaryota, Metazoa, Chordata, Actinopteri, Pomacentridae. Bases 225 to 5516 code for a protein of 1763 amino acids. Gene Ontology annotation, cellular component: centrosome. The record is from RefSeq and is a predicted model, not a curated record. The transcript has 32 exons.